Molecule: messenger RNA, 725 nt
Organism: Cyphomyrmex costatus
Lineage: Eukaryota; Metazoa; Arthropoda; Insecta; Hymenoptera; Formicidae
Exons: 4
Coding region: 85-657 (190 amino acids)
Source: RefSeq, a predicted model, not a curated record
AUAAGUAACAUCCCUUCCACGAAGAGGAAUUCGAAGGUUCACAGGUAUUACAACGUGUAUUUGUGUGACUAAGGCUUUUCAACGAUGUGGGGCAUUUUGCUGGAAUUUUUAUUUCUCUUCAUCUUGAAAUCAUUUAUUGCUGUGGGAAAUGCAUAUCCAAUUACUGAUUCAGAUAUAGAGCUUUCAAGGAAUAAUAAUGUAAUGACGACCAUGAAUGAUUCAGUCAAAUCGACAGUUACGCCCAUGUGUGUUUACAUACCACCGAAUUUAGAUGUUUGUAAAUUUAUCAGUUUGUACAGUUAUAAAUCGAAAGAAAAUUUCUGGAACUCUGAGCACAAACUAUCGGAGAAUAAAAAGCGCAAGUUAUUGGAAAGUAAUAAAAUGUACUUCACAUCACGCCCAUCGACGCAUGUUCCAGAAGCAAAAAAGUUUCAAAAUCAUCCAUUUGUAAAAACUAUAAUAUAUGAAAUACAAAGAUGCAUACCGCCGAGAUUGCCAUUUGUUCUACCUUGGUGCACCGAUGAAGAUCUCUCCGAUAAGAAGAACGAAAUCCGCCGGCUUUAUCCUUUCAUGAUAGAUGGUUUUUCAAAAGCAACGUACGAAUUUCCUAUGUACGAUUUUUUAAAACAAAGUCGAGUGAUGCCAAAAUCGGCAUAAUUUGUGACAUACACACUAUUGUGUAAAUCGACGAAUUUAAAUGGUCAUUAACAAUCAUGUCUAAAAUC